Radiomyces spectabilis is the source of this 3039-nucleotide messenger RNA. RefSeq lists its product as uncharacterized. Gene Ontology annotation, biological process: signal transduction; regulation of GTPase activity. Gene Ontology annotation, cellular component: cytoplasm. The coding region runs from base 382 to 2928 and encodes 848 amino acids. NCBI's taxonomy places the organism in Eukaryota, Fungi, Mucoromycota, Mucoromycetes, Mucorales, Radiomycetaceae. The transcript has 7 exons. The record is from RefSeq and is a predicted model, not a curated record.
UUUGUGUUCAUCUAUCAUUGUCCGUUCCAUUUUUCCUCAUAUUCACUAUACCAGUUAUGACUGAUUCGAUUGGUCCAGCAUGCACUGGCUGUGAGAACCCUAUUGACGAAGGAUCAGUGAUCGCCUUUGGUGAUUCGCUUUUUCACUUGGACUGGUACGUGAUCUGAUGCUGGACCAUGGUCGUGAACCACGGACCACGAUGAGGUGGAAAGCUUUUUUUGUUAAACGCGUGAUUCCUCCAUUAGCUUUGUUUGUGCCAAAUGUACACAGCCUGUCGACUGUAAUUCCAACUUGUUAUUGUUAACCAGUGGGCGACCUGUGUGCGAAGGAUGUUCGGAUAGUUGUGCCUAUUGUAAGAAAUCUAUUCAAGAUGAAGCAAUUAUGACUGGCAACGAUGCAUACCAUGAUGAUUGUUUCCGAUGUGUGUCAUGCAAAAAACGCAUUGAAGACCUCGUAUUUACUCAGACCAGCAAGGGCAUCUAUUGUACCGUGUGUCACGACAAACGUAAAUUGGAGAAAAUGCGACGACGUGAAGCCAAAGAAAAACGACAAAUUCAACAACAAAAAAUGGCCAUUGAUGCAUCUAAUACUCAGUUGCCCUCGCCGGUCUCAUCACCAACACAGUCUUGGCAUGGAUCACCAUUAUCACCUACAAAUCGCGAAAGGAACCGUUUAUCGGAUGUGUUGGAGAAUCAUCAGGCCGCAAAUCAUCUUCACCCUUUGGACAAUGCAGCGAUCACAGCCGUUCCUUAUCCAUCCCAUCGGUCCCGAAGUAGUUCAGUCGAUAAUACCACCCGAGCCAUCCGUCUCAACAGUAUCACCCAACCACUGCCUUCUCGGUCCGACGUGAUCAGUAGUACCCAUAAACACGCCACCGCUCCUGUGGAGAAGCCACCAUCCAAGUUACGGUCGCUUCAACCUGUAAAGAACGACAAACGCACCUCAUUUGAUUUCGCAUUACCGGAGAUCCCAUCCCUGAAUUUCUCCUUUUUUGACAACGAUUCAGCCGAACUGGCGAAUCUCACAAAAACGUUGGGCGCAAGUUUGGCGCUCGAUUUCAACAAUAAAUCCAAAUCGACCGAUAACAAAAUAGCCAAAGCAUCAGAAUUGCUUCAGUCGUCAUUGGAUGAUGCUGAUCUGGAGGCUUUUCCUGCCACGCCGGCUUCCCGUUCCCCUGCGGCAGCGACCAAUCGGUCUCGAUCUAAUACGGCCGUGUCCGAUCUCAAUACCGCCAACCAGAAAAUCGCAAGUCUGGAAGCCAACAUGAGCCGUUUGAAAGAAGCGAGCAAACGUGCUCUCGAUGAGUUUUCCAAAGCCAAAGCAGAUUACGCCAAGGAAGUUGAGCUUCGUCAACAACAUGAAGCAUCCGUUAGCCGAUUACGCCAGCAGCUUUUACUAACGCAACAAGCGCGAUCAUUGACGCGGGAAGGAUUUUCUACCCAGGAAAAGCAAGACAUUGAAAAGUUGGCCCAAUUUCACGUUGAAUUGCAGAAAAGCUGUCAGCAACUAAAGGCCUACCGUACCACUCUGAUGCAGGAUCUCGAAGGAUUUGUCAGGGAAAAGCAAGCCAAUCUAGCGAGUGUAAUCAGUCCUGUUUCCCAUUUGCAAGAACAGCAGAAAGCGCUCAGGGCAGAAAUCAAGUCGCUAAUUAUGGAAAGAGACUUACUGAAAGGAGAAACUCAGAAUCUUGACAAAGUCCGCGAAGAUAUUCUCAACGAGAUGGUGAUGCUGAAUACGAAAAAUGCCGAACUCAGCGAAAUGAACAAUGACUUGUCACGACGUGUGACGGAGCGUGAACGAGAAGCAGCCGCAGUGAUGGCAGGGACUUCCUUCUUGCAUUCACCGACGUCCAGUAUCUCCAGCGAAAUGGCAUCCCCGGUAUCGAUGCAACGCAAGUCGUCCGAAACAUCCAUCACGCGAAAUAUCGCCGCACGCGACAGUUUCAACGGUACUCAGGCCCCCAAGAUGUUCAAAAUCAAAAAGACCAAUGUGUUUGGUAAAUUUGCCAACAAACCAAACAAGAUCGAUUCGAUAGCCUCCAUGAGUACCGACAGUUUGGUCAGUGCAGGAUCUCCCGUGAAUUCCCGUGACAAGCGAAAACCAUCCCAGGAUUUACUGAUCCAUCACGGCUCGCACGCUUUCCAGCCCACCUCGUUCCUUCGUCCCGUUCGUUGCGAUGGAUGCGGUGAGAAAAUGUGGGGCUUAUCGGGCUAUCGGUGUCAAGAAUGUGGUUAUGCCGCUCACACGCGGUGCCUCAGUCACGUCCCGCAAUUGUGUUACGCCGGUACCACCAGCACACUGGAUCUGGCUUCCUCUCCGUCGGAAACUGAUUUAACAAGGACGCUCUUUGGCACCGAUUUAUCCGCCCAAGUGGCUCGCGAAGAUCGAACGGUGCCUUUGCUGGUGGAAGAAUGUAUUGCUGCAGUGGAAAGUCGAGGCAUGAAUUAUGAAGGCAUUUACCGCAAAUCGGGUGGAGCCGCGCAAAUGCGAGCGAUCCAGUUGGCGUUUGAGCAAGGCGAUCCUAUCCAGCUCAACAAUGCCGAAGAGUUUAACGAUAUUUGUGCCGUCACCAGCGUCCUGAAACAAUACUUUCGAGAAUUACCUAAUCCUCUGAUCACCUUUGAACUGUAUUCCACCUUUCUGUCCGCCAUUGCUGAAACCACAGGGCAAGCCAAACUGAAAAGAUUUUCCGAACUUUUAUCGCAACUCCCACACGCCAAUUACGGUACUCUAAAACUUUUGAUCCAACAUUUGCAUCGUGUACAGCAACACAGCAAUGAGAAUUUAAUGACCACGAAAAAUCUGGCCAUGGUUUUUGGACCGACACUGCUUCGAGACAAGGAUGCAGCUCGCGAUUUGGUGGAUAUGUGCUAUAAAAACGCCACCAUUGAGUACCUUAUUACGCAUGCUUUUGAUCUCUUUUCAUAACUCACUCGUUUUCUUCAACUGAAUUUUCUUUUUUUUUUUUUUUACCACCAUAUAGCUUAUACCCUUUUUUGUACUCCUAUCUAGUAUUAUUAUUUAUUUGUUUUUUUUUUC